This is a messenger RNA of Babesia bigemina, 246 nucleotides long. Its product is annotated as UDP-3-O-[3-hydroxymyristoyl] N-acetylglucosamine deacetylase. Lineage: Eukaryota; Apicomplexa; Aconoidasida; Piroplasmida; Babesiidae. The transcript has 3 exons. The record is from RefSeq and is a predicted model, not a curated record. Bases 1 to 246 code for a protein of 81 amino acids.
AUGUGUCUGGCUAUUCUCGGGACGACGGGCACCUGGCUGAUGUUGAAGCUGAUGGGAGCUCAGUUGCCUUGGCUGAGGUUGAGGGGACUGGGAGCGGCAGUGGUAGUGUUGCAGUUGGAUGCACUCGAGAUAGAUGUUUUCGAUGUAUCGAGUUCUCCUAUAAGCGUAAGAGUGGACAUUUGCAAUGCCAUCCUGAAGGAUGUAAAGAUUGUAAAACCCGCACGUGUGAUUGUUAUUGUGGUCUAG